This is a messenger RNA of Limulus polyphemus (Atlantic horseshoe crab), 2290 nucleotides long. RefSeq lists its product as uncharacterized. Lineage: Eukaryota; Metazoa; Arthropoda; Merostomata; Xiphosura; Limulidae. The transcript is spliced from 6 exons. Gene Ontology annotation, biological process: synaptonemal complex assembly; reciprocal meiotic recombination. The coding region runs from base 54 to 764 and encodes 236 amino acids. Gene Ontology annotation, cellular component: chromosome. The record is from RefSeq and is a predicted model, not a curated record.
AUAUACUGCUGCAAAUUAUCUGCAUUAAUAUUAAUAAUAACAGCAACAGAACUAUGGCAUUUUUAGCUGAAAACUCAAACCCAUUUUAUCAGCAGCCAUUAAUAUUUGCUGAGUCUUUAAGAUCUACUAAGUUAUAUGAAAUUCUUUCUAAAGUAUUUAAAACUAGAGUUUCUAAAAGCAUAUUAUCACAAAUAUGCAUUUUUCCAAAGUAUUCUGUGGCUUUUUUGGUCAGUAACUUCAGUGAAAUUACUCUCAACAAUCAAGAUGAAACCAGUCAAGAAAUUACUGAUAACCUGAAUGAAGAAUUUAUCAGCAGGCUAGAACACUUUCAAAAUAUACAUCGAAAUACAUAUGUGGUGCUGAUGAACUGUGUUUGGGAAGCAGCAGAAGUUACCAUUGUGUUUAAACUACAGAAGAAGUUUUUCCUUAAGAAGUGUAAAAUCUUACUGGCUGUGAAUGAAGAGGAGUGUGCCAAACACAUCCUAACUAUAGUUAAGGUCAGUUGUCCCCCUGUUGACAAGAUUGUACAAGACAAAAUAAGAGCCAUCUUAGAAUCAAGCCUAACAGAAGAAACCAUACUCCAGUUAAUAAGAAGUAUGGGACUUUGUGAAUAUGAAAGUACUUUAGCAGUAGAUGGUUGCGAGAAUCUGUCUGGCAUUGCUUCUGCAGAUAUCUCGAGACUCCAGGAUUGCAGUCUAGAAGCUUCUUCGGCAAAAGUUAUCAUCAAUUUCUGCGAAGAAAAUAAAUAUUACUUAAAAGUUUAGGUAUUCUGUGAUGUAUCAGUAUAUUUGCAACACUUUUCUACUAAUAGGUGUGACAGUAUACUAGAUUCACUUCAUAAGAUAACCUUGUGAUAUUUAUAAACAAAGUUUGAUUUAUGUAUUUAAAAUUCCUUAACAUGCCAACAAAGCUGCAUUUGAAUUCUUAUAACAUUCUUAUCUGACUUAAUAAAGUGUAUCACUUAGAAAUUGUUAAUAAAAUCUUGGUCUUGAUCAAUCUGUAGCAAAAAAAUAAUUAAGGAAACUGGCUAGAGCAUCUGCUUAAUAAGCAAUCACAUCAAUUCCUGCAAGAAUGAAAUUUGGUAUGUGAUUAAUUUUUAAGUUGAUAAUUUCUAUCCCAUAGUCAUUUAUGGUUAUGUUAAUCUGCUGUUACAGAAUUCAUAACUCUGUUAUGUGAUGUUUAUGUGUAAGUUAUGUUGCAUCGUGAUAUUCUGAUAACAUUUAGUUGAAGUUUGGUGUUAUAUUUGCUAGUUAAUUUUUUAUAUGCAUGAGUUAGGUUUUCAGAGCAAAUGUUUUAAUCACAUGAAAGUAAAGAAAGAUUAAAUAUUCUGUAGAUGUAAAAAAGACCAUUUUAGGAAGAGUAAUAUUGUCCCUCUUAACAUACAGAACCAGCUGAAUCACAUUUUCCUAGUUAAUAUUUGAAUCUUGACUUCCUUGUAAGUAAAAUAACAGUUCAAUCAAAUUAAACAUAUUUGUCAUAGUGUUAAAUAAGGAAAAAAAUCAUUAGUUUACUUACAAACAAAUAUGUAUAUGUAUUUUUUUAUUUUAAAAGUUUCUGAGUUAAGGGAUGUAACUUGUCUGUUUCACAUAAUUGGUUUAAUACUGGACUGCUAUUAUGGAUGUCUAUCUUAGCCAUUAAUACUUAUAUACAUGAUUAAACGAAUAGAUAUUUGACGAUGCUAUAUUGUAUAAAGCAAAAAAUCCAGUAUUUAAAUGAUUUCAUAAUUUUCAGAAAAAAAAAAUACUAUGAUAUGUAAAUAUCAUAAAUUAAACUUCUUUAAAUUUAGUAUAUGAGUAUAUCUGUAUUUAGAUAUUUGCAUUUCUGUAUCUAGUUAUAUGUCAUAGAAGAAUAGGAUGUGUCCAAACUUGAACUGCGCAAGUCCUGCCACUAGAAACUGUUACACAAGAUCAUGGGUUUGGCCGCAGAUAUGACUAUACACCUUGUCAGUUUUCUUGAUUAUUCGUUAAGCAAGUUUUAAUGUGUUUUCGGUGGUUUGGUUAUCUGUGGACAGAGAAAAAUCUAUAACUUUGGUUUCCACUUUUUUAUUAAUGGGGCUUGCCUGAUGAUGUAGCAUUUUGAUAGCUCUAGUGAGGAAUAGGACUUAAUGCAACUCAAAAAAAAGUUGAUUAUUUGAGCCUUAGUGUGUUGGCUUUCUCAGAAAAUGUCUGCAGCAAGCACCGACUACAGAUAUCCAAACUAGUUAAAAAGAGUCCAUGUGUUAAUAUUUGAGUAAAGACAUAAUAUCUACAUGUGACUUGUGUUCAAUAGAAGUGAUUCCGUAUGUGAAGAA